Messenger RNA from Rasamsonia emersonii CBS 393.64, 633 nucleotides. RefSeq names its product SesB-related regulatory protein. The transcript has 5 exons. Bases 1 to 633 code for a protein of 210 amino acids. Lineage: Eukaryota; Fungi; Ascomycota; Eurotiomycetes; Eurotiales; Trichocomaceae. The record is from RefSeq and is a predicted model, not a curated record.
AUGCUGUUGUUGAUCUGCAGAAUGAUCGCCCCAUCAUAUUCGUCGCGCAUAAUCCUUCGCCGCACCCACGGUAUCAUCUUUCUCGGCACGCCGCAUUCCGGUUCUGGCUUUGCACAGUGGGCCGAAGGUUUGGCCAAAUUGAUCGGGCUGAUCAAACAGACCAAUUCGCAGAUUAUCCAGGUGCUUCGGGCCGAUUCUGAAGUGCUGGAACGGAUCCAGAUCGACUUCCAUUCUAUGCUGAGAGCACGGGUCAACGAUGGAGCACAUCCCAUCGCCAUUACCUGUUUUUACGAAGAGCUGCCUCUACCGGGCAUGGACGAGAUUGUUCCGAAGCGCGCUGCCACUCUUCCCGGGUACACCUCCAUUGGAAUCCACAGUAACCAUAUGGAUAUGACUAGAUUCGAGACCGAGGAUGACCCGGGCUUUGUGAGCAUCGUAGGCGAGCUUCGGAGAUGGAUUAAGGAGUUAGCUCCAGGACCCGUGGCUGCAGAACGCAUCGUCAUACGCGAGCAAGGAGUAUCUCGGAAUGGCGAUGGUGAGAACAGAGACCUUGGUCGGUACACCAAGAUUAUACGGUCCAAUCUGGUGUACGGAGGUAAUCAAGUUGUCUAUGGUGGUAUGAGAUUUGGGUAA